AUGGGACCAUGCAAAGAUUUAGUCUGGGAAGAGGCUCCCAACAAUCAGGUACAAUGUGCUCUUGUUGGUAAUGAUGUUACCGACAAAUUAGCAUAUGUACAUGAACCAAGCCAACCCAUAAAAAUUUUAAAUCCUCGUGAUGAACACAAUCUCACCCAACCUGCACCAAUUCCAUUAGGCAACUUAAAAGAUCAAAAAGAAUUUGAAGAAUUAGUACGUAAAAAUCAAGGAUCUUUUAUCAGUAAUAAAAAUCCUGUAACUGGUGAGGUUAAUGGUCCUAAAGAAGAUCCAUUGAAACAUGGUAGUGAUUGGAGCUAUGGUUCAAGAGCAGAAUAUUGA
Messenger RNA from Entrophospora sp. SA101, 339 nucleotides. Lineage: Eukaryota; Fungi; Glomeromycota; Glomeromycetes; Entrophosporales; Entrophosporaceae. The record is from the annotation of a GenBank genome assembly.